This is a messenger RNA of Rhizophagus irregularis DAOM 181602=DAOM 197198, 961 nucleotides long. RefSeq lists its product as uncharacterized. Lineage: Eukaryota; Fungi; Glomeromycota; Glomeromycetes; Glomerales; Glomeraceae. The record is from RefSeq and is a predicted model, not a curated record.
UUACUUCGAAUUUCCUUAUCGUCAUUGUUCUUUUAUUGUUUUUUUAGUAAAAAAAUAAAUGAAUAACGCUGCAGCUAACAGAUAUCCAGCAUAUCACCAAGAAUCACCACCGGCUUGUUAAAUAUUCAAACUUAGAAAGAUCUAACAAUGUCUAAUUCUAAUAAUAUUAGAGAAGGGUUUUCCUGCGGUUAUCCUCAGAAUGGUAAUUGUUUUCAACAACCCAUUAAUAUUCUCGAUUCGCUUCAAAAUCCCCAAAAUUCCCAAAAUUCCGCACUAUUCUACCCUUCGAGUGCCCAGCAGUUUGGUCAGAAUGAGACUAAUCAGCAGAUUUUGUCACAGCAAAAUAACGGAAUUCCUAUUAUUCCGCAAAGUCAAAAUAACUUUGGUUCUCCUAAUGCGACAGCGACACAUGACAAUUACGCUGUCAUUCCUGAUCAACAGUUCUGUUGCCCACAACAUAAUCAUCAUCAUCCCGUUACCUCACCUCAAAUGACUUUUACUCAUGAAGUACCAGGAUAUACGGUUAUGUUGAUUUUCAUACCAAAUCAUUUAAACAUGCAAAACCAGCAAAGUCAGCAAAAUGGUUAUUUAAAUAAUUAUUUGAAUAAUCAUAGAUAAUUCUUGAAUUAUCCCUAAUUUUUUUUUUAUUUUUCAUUUAUUUUUAUUUUCUACUUUUUAUCUUCUCUAUGACGUGACGGUAGUUCAUUUAGAAUUAAGAUGUAUACGAUUAAGUUUUUUUUUUUCUUAAAUUUCCUCCAUAAAAUUGGACCCAUUUUUAAAUAAUUUUUCAAUAUAUAAAACCGUAUAAUGAAAAAUUGGGUGAAUGGAUUACUUUAAUUUGCGAUGAUGCAAUAGACUGAUCGACCGUCGUAACAUAUUAUUAGUCAUAUUAUUUAUUAUUUUAUAUAUAUUUUAAAAUUGACAAAUAUUUAUAAUAAAGAUACUUAAAAUCAUAUUCUUU